Molecule: messenger RNA, 621 nt
Organism: Fraxinus pennsylvanica
Lineage: Eukaryota; Viridiplantae; Streptophyta; Magnoliopsida; Lamiales; Oleaceae
Source: the annotation of a GenBank genome assembly
AUGGCUGAGAUUUCAUCGUUUCAAUCAUUAUGCGCUGUACUAUGGCUCGGAAUUACACGAGCAAGGAAAUUACCACCUUCUAAAACUACAACGUUUCGCACGGCUGUGGAUUGCCGCCACCGGCUGGAGCCGAAGCUGGAGCCACUUUACUUCGAUAACGCUAUACAGAGCAUUCCGACUCUCGCAUCAGCCGGCGACGUGGUGUCGAAAUAUUUGCGCUGGUGCGCAGAGCAAUUAAAUAAGAAUGUGUUGGCGCACGAUAAGGAUACAGUGAGGAAGUUCGUAGAAGAUUGGGAGCAUGACCCACGGUGUUUCCCUUUGGGUAAUUUCGAUGGUACGAUGAUCACAAUGGGAAGUUCUCCUAGAUUUCCAAUGUAUGAGAAUGAUUUCGGGUGGGGUAGACCUGUCGCUGUUCGUAGCGGGCGAGCUAAUAAAUUUGACGGGGAGAUUUAUGCAUUUCCGGGUCGCGAAGGUGGUNCACAAUGGGAAGUUCUCCUAGAUUUCCAAUGUAUGAGAAUGAUUUCGGGUGGGGUAGACCUGUCGCUGUUCGUAGCGGGCGAGCUAAUAAAUUUAACGGGAAGAUUUCUACAUUUCCGGGUCGCGAAGGUGGUGGGAGUGUAG